Molecule: messenger RNA, 2544 nt
Organism: Rotaria socialis
Lineage: Eukaryota; Metazoa; Rotifera; Eurotatoria; Philodinida; Philodinidae
Source: the annotation of a GenBank genome assembly
AUGAAUCUUGAUAGUGAUAGUUUCGGUAUGGCAUUGAGGGGAAUACCAAUACCAGAGGAUUCAGAAGCCGACGUACUUAAUGAUGAAACAUUCGGUGAUUGUGAUUUAGAAGCUAUUAAAAUCAAAUCAGAUUUUGGAGAAAAUGGGGAAUUUCUAGGUGAUAAUCCAUCAGACAGUUUACCAGCAUUUUUCGAUACGGAUGUACCUGAUACCGGUGGUAUUUCUCUUGAUGAUGAUGACGACGAUCAAUCUCAACAGCCGUCCAUUGAUGCUUUAUUAGGCGAAGAUCCAAUGCGAUUUUCAACAUCAUCAAUGAACCGGCGGCCAGGACCAUUUGUUCAACAAACAUCUAUAAACCCAUUAUUUAAUAUGGCUAUAUCACAAGCACAAACGCAAGAAACCAAUCGUGUGAACUUAUUUCCUCAAUCGCAACAACAGCAGCCACCACUACCACCACCACCGCCGCCACUGCCACAACAACAACCGCAACACCAAGUUCCACGUAUAUCACCAAUGACAUUACCACAACAACAAAUGAACUAUCAAUUGUUAAAACAAUUUGAACAGAUGUUAAUUAAUAAACAAGUACCACCACAAGAAAGACUUGUUUAUAUUCAAGCUAUGAUGGAAAAAAUGCAGCGUGAGACUCUUAAUGCACAACAACAACAACAACAACAACAGCAGAUUCAAUUACAACAGCAACAAUUACAACAGCAACAAUUGCAACAACAGCAACAAUUGCAACAACAACAACAAGCAGCAAGACGUAUGAACAUGAAUGUCAAUGGUCACGAUCGUUAUCAUGAUUCAAAUCCAAGUCGAGUUUUAAAUAAUCCUAUGUUAUAUGCUCAACGCCAGCAACAGCAACGAGAGGCAUCCAUGCGUUCAAUGGCAAUAGGUGAAAUGUUGGAACGCGCUCGUUUAACUGCUGGAAAUGCAACAAAUACCAAUCCUGCGCGAUCUCAAUCACCAGGUCUUACCAGUAACACGGGAAUGUCAUCUCAAUUCAUGGACGCAAUUCAAAGAUCUGAUCAAAUACCUAUUGCUGAAAACAAUCGACCUGCCGAAUCUCCAGCAUCAUCACUUGAUAACAUUGUUAGUCCAUCUUCAUCAUCACGUCAUUCGCGACAAAAUCGCCCAGCCAAGCAUUAUCCUCGGCCACCCCUUCUCAAUACAUGGCAGGGACGUGGUCCUGGCCAUGAUGAAUUCUCUGGUUUAAUGACUGACCGUGAAAAACAAUGGGUUGUAAAAAUUCAACUUCAUCAAGUAUCGCAAACACAAGAAGAAGACUAUUAUUUUCAUAAAUGGUCACAACAAAAACGUCAUAUGCAACAAGUACAUGGUAAUCAAUCGAAUCGUCAUGAACAUCGAGGACAAUUUAUUAGUUAUCCUGUAUUGCAAUUAUUAAAAUCAAUUCAACAAGAGAAAGAGCUUUCACAACGAUUAUCGCAAUCAUCGAUUCAGGCAUCAUUUAGUAAUGUAAAUCCAACACAAGCAUUACCAUAUGCACCAUCUAUGCCAACACAACUCGGUAAACAAUCAACAGCAACUCCUCGACAUCCAAAAUGCAUUCUUGAUCUCGAUGGUCAAUUUACAUUGGGUGUACGAAAAAAUGCUAUAACACAUGAUAAAUAUACAUUGGGUUUAUUAUUGAAUAUUGAAAAUAUUCAUCGUGAUAUAUUACGUCUUGACGAUGACGAUGAUGAUACACCAGCAACAUCAAGUAAAUCGCCAUCUGAAGUCAAUCCAACUGAUGGUACAUCGACAGCAAAAACAGCUACGCCACCAUCAAAAGUUCUCAAUACAAUAAUAGAUCGUUAUUUAAAUCAUCCUAAUUAUUUAUUCGCCGAUAUGUUUGCUCAAUUUAGUAAAGGACAAAUAUUACUCGAACGUUUAUACCCAUAUUUAAUAACAACCACAUCAAUAACGAAUCAUCUUGAAUUAAUGCUUAUACGUUUAUAUGGUUCAUUGAAUUAUAUGAUACGCUGUUGGCCAACAACAUUUCAUAUUGAGUCAAUUGUUAUGAAUAUGAUAAGUCUAAUGCAACAACAAGUUAACAUAAAGAAAACUACCUUUGAGCAAUUAUUAUCACAAGUCUACAUUUAUUAUGAUCAAAAAAUUAAGCCAAAACUUUUAGAAUUAAAUUCAACUGUUUCGUCAAGUCCAUUUUCUGAUCCAGUUUUAUUUACAAAUUCUCAUACAGUGACAAUUUUAAUUGAACUUUUAUUGACAUUAGAACGUCGAUGCUAUCUAUUACCCGGUAUGAAUUCAUCGACAUUACCUGUUCAAUUAAUGCAACAAUUGCAACCGCAAUUACAGUAUCAAUUAUCUGAACAUGUUCGUUUACUUGUUACUGAUCUAUGUCAAGCACUUGUUUCAUGUUCAUCGCCAACAUAUACACCGAAGAAAAUGCUUAAACCGUUUGCGCAAGUUCAACAACAACAAUUUACUUUACUGUGCAAAUUUCUUCGAAUACAAAUACCACCGCAAAUAUAUCCUGCACUUGAAUCAAAACUUGUUUUUUGUUGUAUUAAGGAUACUUAA